Molecule: messenger RNA, 995 nt
Organism: Perognathus longimembris pacificus (Pacific pocket mouse)
Lineage: Eukaryota; Metazoa; Chordata; Mammalia; Rodentia; Heteromyidae
Gene: Nme6
Product: NME/NM23 nucleoside diphosphate kinase 6
Exons: 6
Coding region: 97-660 (187 amino acids)
Biological process (GO): CTP biosynthetic process; UTP biosynthetic process; GTP biosynthetic process
Molecular function (GO): nucleoside diphosphate kinase activity
Source: RefSeq, a predicted model, not a curated record
GAACGCCUGAAGGACCGGAAGGACCUCACAAGGCUACCUAGCGCAGUGCCUGAUGGCCUGGCGCCGCCCGUGGGGGAAGAACCAGGCAGCUCUCUGAUGACAGGAAGUGACAUGAGCUCCAUCUUGCGAAGCCCCGGGGCUCUCCAGCUCACCCUAGCCUUGAUCAAGCCUGAUGCUGUCGCUCACCCCCUGAUUCUGGAGGCUGUUCAUGAGCAGAUCCUGAGCAACAAGUUUCUUAUUGUCCGAAUGAAAGAACUACUAUGGAAAAAGGAAGAUUGCCAGAGAUUUUACCAAGAGCAUGAAGGGCGGUUUUUCUAUCAGCGGCUGGUAGAGUUCAUGGCAAGUGGGCCAAUCCGAGCCUACAUCCUCGCCCACAAAGAUGCCAUCCAGCUCUGGAGAACUCUGAUGGGACCCACCCGUGUGUUUCGAGCACACCAUAUAGCCCCGGAUUCUAUCCGUGGGAGUUUUGGCCUCACGGACACCCGCAACACCACCCACGGCUCAGACUCUGAGGCUUCGGCCAGCAGAGAGAUCGCAGCCUUCUUCCCAGAGUUCAGCGAGGCACGCUGGUAUGAGAAGGAAGAGCCACGGCUGCGCUUGGGUGCAGAGGGAGGCGGGCACUGCGACCCCGAGGCGGGGUGCCCCCGGGGGCCAGCCUGAUGGGGGACCCAUCACUCUCUGAAAAAGCCUUUCUUCGCACACCUCCAAGUGCACAGCGUUCAUCCUUGUAGGACUAGAAAAGCCAAGGAUCUUGGUGCCUGCUCUGCUGGGCACUACCAACCUACCAGAGGGUCUAGCUCCUCACUGCCCAUCCUGGCUACCUCUUCUCUAGAAUGUUCCUGGGGAAGUAAGAAGGAAGAUGAUUCUUCCUUUUGCUCAGAACUAUCCCUUCCUUUUCAAGAGGGAGCUUGCUUCAUGAUCUUGCCUAGAGGAGGCUUUGAAUCUGUGAGCAGUAUUUUGGCCUGUUUGCCUAAUAAACUCAGUGUCCUGAUGAA